AUUAUUUCGCCGCUGAUCGCGAUGUUAGUGGAAAUACGCUUCUCAUUUUCGUCGAUAAUGUUACAAAACGCGGGGUUUUAAGAUUAUGUAACAGUCGCUGUAAGACUCAUGCUGUAACCUAAAGAGAGAUGUGAUUUAAUUGUGAUAACAGAAUAAUAUAUUGAAUACACGCGGGAAAAGGCGGGUGCUUUAUUUUAAAUUAAUACUUCUUCAUUUUAUUAUUUCUAAAUUUUCUAAUUUUCAAUUUACCCGCUUUGAAGCAUUUUAAAUUACAACAAUUUAAAAUAGCACAACAAAAAAUUAGUUGAUGAAUGAGUGGAAAAGUGCGGUCUUGUUAAGAUUUUCAAUGGAAAAUUAAACGGACAAAUUAGAUGGUAAUAGUAGGCAUUUUCGAAGGAAGUGUGUUUUGAGAAAAUGGGAAAGAAGGCUAGGAAAACUAGAUGGAGGACAUUGGAAAUUACCGAUGAACAAAGCGAUAGCGAGGAAUCACACAUUACCAAUAAUUCUCCGAAAUUAUCGAAAACUUUCCAACAAAAAUCGUAUUGCAACAAACUACCAUACUCUAGUCAAUCGACCCCGCGACGAAAGUUCCAGCACGAUUCUACCAAAUCGACAAGAAGUAGCAGCACGGCAAGCGAAAAUAAAAUUACAUUCAACGAAGAUGAGUACACUAGAAUCACAACUCCUCGACAAGACGUCCUGUUUAAAAAAGGUUAUUUAAGUAAACCGAAAACCUACCAAAUGCAGACGUCUACUGGUACUUCCACCACUUCCGCGAGCAACUCUACAGGAAACGGAACUCCCGAUCAUCAAUCUACAGACUUGGAAUACGAUUCGCAGUUCGUCUUCCCCAACGGUUUCGUUGACCAUAAUGGAAUUUAUUAUGUGAAUAGUUUCGAACCGUACCCCCUGAUGUUAUAUAAUCCCCCUACGUAUUACACCGAAAUCACGAAUCCAAAAUCCAAGAGGUAUAGCAUCGGUUCGUUGACGGAAUCGACUAGUCCGAACAACGAAGAAGCAACCAGUCAAGAUUUAAGUGGUGGAGAAACAAAUAAUGUUUCUGAUUACAAUGGCCAUAACGUUUUUAACAUGGUAUACCCAGGGUAUUACUUAAAUGGAGUAUGUCCGCCUCAAGAAGUGGAGGUAGGCGAUUAUCCUACUGAACAAACUAGAAAAAUAAAGAAACGCAGACGUCGAAAGACUUCGAGGUCUCAAAACAAUACUCAAGGGAGCACCGAAUGUAGUGAUGAAGAUGAAGAAAUUAACGACGACGAAAAAUCACCAACAACCGUCCCCAUUUCGAACGCCACUGAGUGUACGAAAGCAGAAGAAAGCUGCAAAAUCAAUGAAGAUGUAAUAGAAAAAGUUGAAAAUGAGGAAAAAACAAUUUCGUCAAUUGAAACCGCUUCUACAGACGAAGUAAAAAGUACUGCGGAAGCACAGAAAUCUUUAAAAUAUGAUUUAAAACCUGAUGCCGAGGAAUUUGUUCCUCGAGCUUUUAGAACACCAGAAAUACCUCUCAGUCCUGUACAGUUUAUUAAAGUACCUCCCAACUUUGUUCCUAUACCAGUAGUACCAUUUAAUGGUCAAGUAAAUCCUUCAUUUAUACCUCCAGGAGGGAUACCAAUCAACUUUAUACCUCCGGAUCCAAAGAUAUUUCCUAAUUUUAUCAAUUUCGUCUCUUCUCCACCUAAAAACGAAGAAAACACUGGUAAACAGCAAGAAAAUAAAAAAGUUACUACGCAUGAACAAAAUAAAAAUGUCUGUCAUACGGUAUCUAACACUGCCAAAUGCGAUACUAACCUACAAACAGAAAAACUUGCGGAAAAAGUUAUCACAAACAGCAAAACUAUCGACAUUGCUACAGUUGUUUCUAAAUUAGAAGAAGCAGCUAAAGAACAAGAAAAUAAGGAAGAGAAUACCACUAAGAUCGAUGCCGAACAAAGUCCUAAGAAAAGACCGUUUAGAAACAAUCAAAAAUAUAAGAAUAGUUUUAAACGAAAUUUUUAUAUCAGCUCAAGAAAUUCACCACAAAAUGGUGAUACGCAUGUCACAGAAUCCAAUGAAAUCAAACAUAUCCACCAAGAAGGCCAAAAUGAAUUCCAAAUUGAAGAAAAGUUUAUAAAAAAUAGUCCUGAACGAUUUAGAAGAAACUGGAAGGCUCAUUCUAAUACCAAUCCCAAAUGGCAGCAAAAAAGUCCUAAACAAAACCCAAAACAAAUGGAAGAUAUUAAAAAUGCUGCAACAACUAACAGAAUCAAUAAUUCACAAUUAGAAUCGCCAAAACUUGUACAAACAUCUCCAAAAACUAGUCAACCAAAACUUCCAGACCAAUGGAUUUCAGUAUCGAGUCGAAAGAAACGUAAAACUAAGAACCUAGAAGAAAACGAUGUGACUUUUGAUGAUACUACACCUAUAGAAGAAGAUAAAGAUGAUCAAUUCGAAAGUUACGACGUCAAUUUACUAGUCGAUGUAAUUCCUCCAAGUAAAAUGGAAGAAGAAACAUUAACCGUUGAAAUAACCGAAGAAAAAAUAGAAGAAAUCAUUAACAACAUAGCACAAACAGAAUCUGACAAUAUUCAAAACAAUUGUCUAACGUCAGAUGUAAAAUUAGUUACGGAAAUCGAAAACGAAAUGAUUGUUAAAGAAGAUAUCGAGAAAAAAGAAGAAGUAACUACCGUUGUUUCUUCUGAUAUUAUAGAAGAAAUUGAAGUUACUGAAGAUAAUAAUAUUACGAAGAAAAAAUCGAAAAAAAAUUCUCAAAAACCAGUAACGAAGAAAGUGAUAAUUACAGAUAUAGAUUUGUCUGAUAAAUUUGAUAUACCGAAGACACCAAUAAAGAAGAUCGUUAAAAAAGUGGAUAAACAACUUCAGAAUGUAGAAGUAAUUGGAGUAGAAGAAGAUUGUGAAGAAAUUGAAGCACCCGUUAAGACUGAAGUAAUUGAACAAGUGGAAGUAAAGAAAGGCAAAAAGAAAAAGAAAAAACCUUCAAAAGCAGUCAUCGCUUCCAGUUUAUCCAGUUCGACGAGUACGUUACCUGUUACUGAAGAUGCUUACGAUAUUUUAUUAGAUACUCAUUUGGCAGUCGAAACAGGCAAAACUAACGACGAAAUAUCGAUGGAGCUAAAUAAAUUGAUCCAAAAAGGAAUGUACAGUAACUUGGAGGAAAAGAUGAAGUCACUUAAUAUAACUGAGGGAGAUGGUUUCUUCAAGUCGAUAUUCAGCAAGAUACCGUUAAGUGAGAAGGCGGAAGCGACUGGUUUCUUGAAAUCGCCCGAUUUUACGAAAAUCCCUCUGUUCAAAGCAGAUCCGGUAAGUGACGAACAAUCUUUAGAAAGUAAACAAACUAAUGACCAAUUAAAUGCUUCAGACUCGCCGGAGGUUUUUCUAGAACAUCCAGAUCGACGUGAAGAAGAGACCCAAGAUAUACCUGAAGAACCGAAAAGUCUCUAUCCCAUCACUGAGGCUGUGAAAGAAUGGAUGUGUCGAACGAGGGAAACAACUCCCGAUGUCGAAAUUUUCAAAAAUCCAUCGAUCAUUUAUAAAGAAUUUUGUGAUUCGAAGAACAGUGAUACUGAAAUAGUUUUAAACGUACUUUCUGACGAACAAAGUGUUAGUGUCGAAGAAGACGAUGAAGAAAUUACACUUUUUACUAGUAAAGACGCUAAUUCCAGUGACGAAAAUACCGAGGAUUUUCUGGAAUAUUGGGAGGACUUAAAAACUGACGAUCAGAUAUCGGUAAAAUCUAACGACGAUGUUAAUAAAAUAGACGACGAAGACGAAUUGGAAGUUUAUGAAAGUAAAUACGGAAAAAAUGAGGAUUUCUUGAAUUUACAACAAGAAAUCAGACAAAAAUCGAAUAUUUCUAUUCCGAAACGUAACGAUUUACCUCACAGAGCGGUAUGUUGUAAUAUUAUGUAAUAAUUUUUUUAUUAUCAUUAGUUAUUGCUGUUUAAACGCUACAAAAUGAUCAACUGAAGGUACUAAGUCAAUUGAAAUGUUUGAAAUAUUGAAAAAAAAUCAAAAUUUCUCAUUUAUCAUUAAGAAAACAAUAAUUUUGCUACAAAAAAAUUUUUUCACAUACGUACUUCAAUUUUAACAAUAUAUUAAAGAAUUAUUGGUUUAUUAUAAACUGAAAACCUUUUAAAUAUCUAAAUCAUUAACUAAAACGACGAUAGAAAAGUUUUUUACAAUGUAUAUCAGCUCAACAGGCCUGCCUGGUUCGCGACUUCGAGAUCUUUCACUCAUUUUUCGUGCUUUUUGCCUGUUCUUCACUGCUAAUAUUCUCAAACCUCUUCGUUCCUUAUUAAACUAUUUGUUUGUCGGCCUUCCUCUUCUAUUUUGUCCAUUUUCUGUCUAUGUGGCACUCAGCUUCGAGUUCUUUCAAUCUUUCGUUCCUUUUUUCUGUUUUUAGCCUGUUCCUCACUCCCACUGUUCUCAAAUCUCUUCUUACUUUCCCCAACUACUUUUUCCCUGGUCUUCCUCUUCUUUUUCCUCACAAUUUUUACAUUUUUACCCAAUUAUCAGGCCUAUCUGGCCCUCGGAUUCGCGAUCUUUCACUCUUUUCCUUUUUUUGUAUUUGUUGCCUCCUUUUCACUCCCACUGUUCUCAAAUCUCUCCUAAAAUUCUUCAACCAUUUCUUCCUCUUCUCUUUUUCCAUCUUCUCCACCUUUUAAUAUUUGUUUUACCCAUCCAAAUUGUACCUACAUGUCCCAACCAUCUUGCUCUCUGUGCUUCAAUUAUAUGGGUUAUACUUGAGGGUUUGUCUUUUUCUGUAAACUGUAAACAUCUUUUUUAUCCCUCAAUCCAAUAUAAAUACACUUGAAAAAUGUUUAUUUGUAAUAAAGGAAUUUUCACAUAACCUAAAAUUCAUACUCGUAAAAAGACAUUUUAAACAAUUCUUUACUUUCAUCAUGUAUGGUCUUUGUAUAUUUAGAUACUUUACUUGAGUAUAUAUCUCCCAUAAUGUACAAAUCAUGGUAACACUGCAGAAAAUGUCACUUAAAAGUUACAUGUGACGUGAUUUGAUGUACGGUAUAAUAGAGGUCACUGAAAAAACUGUAAAAAAUAGCUAAACUAAGAAAAAUAUAGAAAUUUUUCAGUUUCUAUUGUGAUAUUUAAAAAAAAAUUGAAAAUAUUCAGUUAGUCUUGUUGUUUUAGUCUCUUUAGUCAAAUAAAUAUUACGCUAAUUUGGCGUUUUCGCAGAAUCCAUUUAUCGAAAUCCCCCUGAAAAUAGUACUUCCGCUUUUACUAUUAAUAGAAUAGAUUGACUUCCGUUUAAUCUAUUUCGCAGUUAUCUGCUAAUUCAGAUAAUCGAGAUUAACCGCCUUCCACUCACUAAAAUGGAGGAAUCAAAAAGAUGGUGGACCAUAAAAUGGAACCGUUUUGCGGUCUGCUUAACAACAUCAUGAGACUUCCCUAUUAUCGAAUGAAUAUUAUUUUUGACUUUUUUCUUAGUGUACGUCCUUAACGUCUUCAAUCAAGCCCCAAUCUUAUAAAUCCCUCAAAAUAAUUAAUUGAAUUAAUUCAUAAAUCCACUACAAAAAGUCGAAUCAAUCCGAUUAUUAGAAGGAUUAAUAUUUUUAUUAUAAUUAUCAACCUGGCAGAAACGAAAAUGGUUUUGUAUGACAUUGUGGACAAAAAUCACAAAUGUGCACCUAUUAUUCUGAAAUACCUCGUAUCUUUAUGCUUAUUUCAAUUCAAAAACUGUAAAUUAUACUAAUUUCAAUGAUUUUCAUCUGGUUAAAAAAAACCUAAAUAAUAAUUUGUGAGUUAACAACAGAUCAGAUAAAGAUCUGUUGAAUUUCAAAUGCUAACUAACCAUGUAACUGCAGACUGGAUUAUUUCAUCACAUCGCUAAAUUUAAAAAAAAAUAAUCACAUCGUUAUAUUCCAGCUGUUACUAUUUUAACUACUGAACCUUUCCAUCUCUAUUAAUUAUAAGAACUAGUGUAAAUUGGACUGAUAAUUUUAAUUAGUACCUUUAGUUUCAUAUUUAAUCAUUGUUUGGCGAAAUAAACAGCAACUUUUAAUAGGUGUUUGACGAAUAGAUAUUAUACAGUACUUAACAUAAAAACUUUCGUCUCAUACCUACCUACAUUUUUUUGUACCUUUCCAUGUGUAUAUAUCAUUUGUUGAUCAUUCACACCUUAUAUUAGAAUAAUUAUGCAAUAAUCAGGUAUCUAAACCUAUUGACCAGUUGAUAAUUUGGUUGAAAUAUAUAAACUUCAAUGUAUAUUUUAGUAUAUUGUUGAAAUAAUAUUAAUUGGAGUGCACAUAAAAAUAUAAUACACGAUUCGUUUAUACAUACAAUGUUGCAAAUUUCAAACGGUCUGUUUGAAUAUUAUGACGCCGAAUGGAUGAAAUCUUUGAAAAACAUUUAUUUAUAUAUUUACAUUGGAGUCAUAUAAAUAGUAUUUAUUAAAUUUUUACUAAGAUUUUCUUCAAAAAAUGACGAAAUUUUUGUUUAAAAUUGGAUUGAAUUGAAAUUUGCUCUAUUAUACAUUAAAAAUUGUUAUUUAUAGGACUUUUCGGAAACUAUAACCUCAGUUUAGAUAAAUAACCUUUCAGUUGUUGCGGAUCCCAGAACGAGAUUUAGAUCACAGUUUCCGAACGUCACGUUCAAUUUUCGGUGGAAAUUUCAAAUUUAAAACAUGAUCUACAAGUUCUGUACGAAGUUUGCACUAAAGUAUGAAAAUCGCAAACCUCAGUAACCUAUCAAUGACGUUGCUCGUGAGAAUUAAUAGUAGACAGCCAUUUUUAAGUUCAAACAACCAUAGACAAAUGAGAGAACCCUGAUCGCAUUUACCCACCAGUCUAUACCAGAACUUUUCCUCAAAUCAUAGGAUGGCUCAUUCUUUAAUCUGACGGCUAUUAUUAUAGUGUUUAAAAAAAUCGCCAUUUUGAAAUACUCAAACACGUCAGAUUAAGAUAUACCAAGUUCACCCAAACUAUGAACGCGAUCCGCUAGUUACCGAACGUGAUUUAACACGAUCAUAGUUUCCGAAAACGUCAUUAUAUAGUACAUAAAUUUCUACCAAACAGAUGCUCAGGUAUUUGUAAAUAAUGACACAUGUCAUGGGUUAAAAAUGACAUUUUUAGAUUUUAAAAUCGAUUUUCCAAAAGAAUACACCAAGUUUUUUUCUGUAAAUUGACCCCCUUUUAAUGGUGGUUUGUUAGACUAAAUCAACAAAUUUUUUUCAAAGUAAUUUCAAAAAAUGAAAUAUAUAUAGGGUGGAUAAUAUAUCAAGUGCAAUUUUAUAUUGUCAAAUGAUAUAAUUCUGUUUUUGAUAAUGUUAGUGAUUUCUGUAUUGUUAAAGUAAAUUGUCUCAUUCAAUAAAAGAUAAAAAACGUUUUCAAAGAUGUUAAAUCCUGACUAUUUGGUGGUUAAGAAAUGGGUACGUUAUAACCAGUCGAAAUAUCAGAUCAAAUGUUACCAAAUUUCGAAAAUUAUUUGCAGGAUGCUCCAAUUCUUCAGUGGAAACUAAUAAUUUCAAUGGUUGGCAGUUUUUUUUAAAUAUUUUUUUGUUACCAAUUAUGAUCCCCAAAAUUUUAUAUCUAGUCCCUAAUUUUUUUAUAUUUUGGAUGACUUGAAUGUUCUUCAGUCCAUACUAUAAAAUUGUGAUUUGUAUGACCUAAAGUGGCUCUUUUUAUAUUUGGUCAUGAUUUUUUUUCUAAUCAAAAUGAACAAAAUUGAUAUUAAGCUUUAUUUUUCACCUUUAAUUCCCGAGUUUUGUUGUGCGAAUCUUUAAAAUUAACUUUGAAUUAACUACAUAAUGUAUAUACCCAUCAAAAUAUGUACCUAAUUUCACGGAUUUUACUGCAUCUAACUAGAACUAGACAAAAAUAAAAAAGUGUUUACAGACGUCUCAAUAUAUUAUCCACCCUGUCUAGAAACCAAAAAAAAAAAAUUAAUUGAUGGGAUGAUUAGAUGAUUCCGUUAAUGGCGACAUACUGUUAUUGGUAAAAUGCUCAAAAUGUUAUUGAGUUGUUGAGAUAUAUUGAUGAAAAUGUUUUAAUAACGAAUGUCAUUUCGGAGACUGAAUGUUCUCAUAUUUCUUUAAACGGAACAGCCAAAGAAAACUUUAGGCUGAUCUCUUGAUAUUUAAAAUCCUUAUUGUAAAAAUUAGUUGAAAUAAUUCUGUUGAAAAAGUAAUUCUAAUCCAAAAUCCAAAAAAAUCAUAUUUCAAAUAUUUAAACAGUUCGGACGUUAAAGCUGUUUUUUGUAUGGUAGAAUUUGGGAAUAUAAAGUAUAACAAAAGCACCUUGAAAUUAUUAUUAUAACAAACAUUGAGCUCCCUAUAAUUUCGUUGUAAUCUGCACGCCACUGUGUUAAUAGAACUUUACUAAACUUCAAUUGCAAACAAAAGAUUUUUAAAUAAAAUAACGGAGAUAUUUUUUGCAUUUUUAUAUUUAUUUAAACAAAUUUCUAUAUUAGAAAUCGUACUUAUUACUGACCUGUCUACAAAUAUUGUUACAAUUAGGCUGCUCCCUGAUCUAUUGGUAUCGUUUCCAGCAUUUACCCCAAUGCAGAUUGGAUACCGCGUAAAAAAGCUCCCUAUGAUAUCUGUAUGAAUUUACAUAAAAUGUUUAGAACUGCUUUUACCGUGAAAGCAACAUGUCUUCCAGCAGCGAAGAUAAAGUUAUAACGAUGUUUGUUUAUUUGCAAUUGAAAAGAAUUUUGUAGUUGGGCACCUAAGGAAUUAUCUCUAGAUGAUAAAAAUUUUAACUCUAAGUUCAGAAUAACCUCUAUUUUAACAUUAUUUAAUGCAAAAAAUGCGAAAUAAUGUUAAAUAUUCCGCAUCUACUCAAUCAGGUGAUGCAGUGUCUCGACUGAUAUGGUAUACAGGCACAGGGAGAGCAAAUCGUACCUAAAACGAAUCCUACCGACCAAUCCGAAAGUUUCUAUUUGAUAACAUAGCGUCCAUAUGUAUGCGGUACAGACUAGGGAUGUUCAUACAAAAAAAGUAUCGAUAUUUUUCUCGAUAUAGUAUAUCGAUAUUUUCGAUAUAUCGUAAAUGAUUGCCAGCCGUUUUAACAUGUUUUUGACAUAGCUUGCAUUUGACAGUUAUCACGUUAAUUUUUUCGAAUAUUCCCAAACAAUACUUUUUUUUUGUUAGGUCGAAAAGAAUCGUAGUUUCCGAUAAAAAAAGAACAGUGCAAAAACCAGAAGAAAAACAGUCAAAAAAAUAAUGAAAUAAAUCCAUCUAUAUUAAUCGACUAUGCCCCAUCUCUAAUACUUUUGAAAUUAAAAACAAUGGUCAAUUUACCACAUAAUAUCAGCACUUUAAAAUCACGUUAUACCUCGUUUUUGAAUCUUAAACUGUAGUAAACAAAACAGAUAACAGUUGUCACAGCUUCAUGCGCGCAAAAGAUGCGCAGUACUAACUGAAGCGCUCGGAGGAGAGAGAGAACGAUACACUAUUUGUUUCACUUUAGGAACUGUCCAUAUAGAAGUAUUACAUAUAUGAAACAUCGGAUGAAAAAUAUCGAUAAAUAUAUAUCGAUGCUAGAUGAUAUCGGAUUGAUGCGAUAUAUCGCGAACAAAUAUCGAUAUGAGGCUGCCAGUUCGGUAAAAAACUGUACUUGCUAAUGAGGGAGCAGCUUUACUCAAAAACACCCUUUAUAAACAUUAUGUAUUACUUUUUCGCAAAUGUCCUGUAUUUUGUAUCUAUCAAUAAAUGGACUUUUCAACUAAUUUUUUUAAAACACUUUGAACUUUUCUAAUUAUAUGAAUUAUCGAAUAUGCGAUAUACGAUUUUGUAUAGUUAAUUGUUUUAAAUUUUGUUUUUUUUAUCGUUGAAACCGUUACUAUUAUAAUAUUUCUAAAAAGGUGGGGGUCAUCACCUUUUUAAUUAUAUAGUGAUGCCACAUCUGUAUAAUUAAGUUGGAAACGUAUGAUUUUUAUUUUAUUUUAAAAUAAUUCACUAUAGGUGCCAAGCUUAAUUAUCAUGUUUACUUGCAUUAGAAUGUGUAUUUUCCCCGAAUUUCAUAUAUACUGCCAAUUACUUUGAAUUCUAAGUUAAACUAAGUCCUAGUACUAAUUAAUACUAAAGUAUCCUUUGUGGAAGUAUUUAAUCCAAAUUGUAGUGUCGAAAAUUAUCAAAAAAAAACUAAAGCUAGUCUCGAAAUCAGUUAUAAAAUAAAUAUUUAUUAAAUUUAAUUAGCUAUAAUUUUAAUUUCGAAAACUAGAUUAUGUAAAUGAUUCUGUAGAUUAGAUAAUCAAUUAAAUAAGUAGAAAUUUAGCCUGAAAUUUUAAUAUAACUUUUUUCAAAAAAUUUUUUCUUUUGUCGAUUGGCAAUAUAUAAGAGAUUUAGCCUCGUUUUUUGAAAAAAGCUGUGUGUUUUUGAAAGACGAAUGCAUGUUCCCCAAAAAUAUAUCAAAAGUGGCUUAACGCACGUCUAUGACAAUAUAUUGUUACAAAGGGGAAAUAUAAAUUAAUUUUUAUUAAAAAUUAAGUUUAAGUGAACUGACGUUAAAGUAUGUAAGUUUCUAAAUAAUUUUAUUCGUUUUUUUUCUCUUGUUGUUCAGAUAUGUAUAUGUAUAGAUUUUUGGUUGUUCUUAUAUCAAUUAAGUUUUGUUGAUAAAUGGUUGGUUAUUUUUUUGAGAUUUGUGCCUUUGCGAUAUUUGUAAAAUAAAUAAAAAUUCA
Diorhabda sublineata is the source of this 10647-nucleotide messenger RNA. RefSeq lists its product as uncharacterized. The transcript is spliced from 7 exons. Bases 415 to 3921 code for a protein of 1168 amino acids. The record is from RefSeq and is a predicted model, not a curated record. Lineage: Eukaryota; Metazoa; Arthropoda; Insecta; Coleoptera; Chrysomelidae.